Durusdinium trenchii is the source of this 2910-nucleotide messenger RNA. Lineage: Eukaryota; Dinophyceae; Suessiales; Symbiodiniaceae. The record is from the annotation of a GenBank genome assembly.
AUGUCACAGGGAGGACUUGCCACGGGUGUGCAGUGGCAAAGCUCCUUGCUGUGUUUCUCACAGAGUGGCAUCUGGCGUGACGUGUCGCUGGGUGCAGCAGCCAAUGCCUGCACAGCUGCCCCCUGGGCCGAAGCGCAGGAGCUGUUGCGCCAGAGUGGCCAGCGGCAGUUGCGGCGCUCCAACUUCGUAAUCCAUGCGGCCACGGAAGCCCUGCGAGAUGAGUGGCCACGCUCCAUGUGGCUCCUGGCGGAGCUGAAAUCCUCUCAGCUUCAAGUGGAGGCCACCUCGGUGAGUUGUGCCUUGCGAGUUUGCGAAGGUGCUGGACACUGGGAAGCGGCUUUGGAGCUGAUCAUGGAGAGCUCCCACAGGCGCAUGGUGGACCUGGUCUCGGCCAACGGCGCUUUGAGUGCGCUCUCCACCGCCCAAGCGGCUUCGUGCGCUGCGGCGCUCGUGAGGUCGCUGUCCUCCUGGCACCUGCAGCCCGAUCGCUACAGCUUCAACAGCCUCAUCGCAGCCUACGUGGGCGCCACGUCGUGGCUCCAAAGUCUCCAAGAGUUCGAGCACAUGGCGUGUGGCUUCCUCCAGCCCGAUGACGUCUCAUAUCGAGCGCUGUUGAGUGCAGGUCACAACCUGCCUUGGACGCUGAGCCUCACUGUCCUGGAGUCCCUCGGAGCCCUGGACGCCUCGCCCUCCGUGCUGGCGCUCCACGAUGCCUCGCGGUCGGCGGAACGUGCCGGUGGAGCGCGAGUGGUGCUGGCCACGCUGCUGGAGCUGGGAGAGGGAGCGAUGGGUUUGGAGAUGGGAGGUCCAAGGAUUUACCGCGCAUUCCCCAUGGCCUCUUCGGCCACUGAUGCCCAGCCGGACGGCGAACAUCUCCUGGGGGAUCCUAUCUUGGAAGAGUUCUACAACAUCCUUCGCGCGCAUUGGGCAGAAGCGGAGAACUCCGGCACAAUAGAGCGCUCUGAUUCAAUUCAGUCUGAUGGAUACUCAGACACGCCCUUGACUGACUUGGAUGGAGAAGAAGGAGCAGAGGAAGAGGAAGCUACUGAGCAUCAUCAGGAAGAAUCGCAAGCAAUCACUGAGACCAUAGUGAUUCAGGAUAGCCAGUACUCUGAGGACAGCCAGGAACCCUUUGGAUAUGAGGACAGCCAGCCGCCUCAAUCUCUGCUCGAUGAGAGCCAAGCUGCUGAGCUGGAGCCAUCCAAGCAGGAGGAAGUUGAGAAGGUCAACUCCAUGCCACCUCCACCAGUGCCAAAGAAGGGGCCCAGCCUGAAUUUGGCUGGUGUGAGGGUGCAGUUGCCUGCAACCCCCAUGCCUGACGAAGUUGCUAAGUAUGCGACCCUUGCGAAAGCUAGAGUGGCACAGUUGCAGCAACAGCUCGAGGCAAAGCGGAUUUUGCGAGAAGCUGAGAUCUCUGCGCAGGGUGCGUUUCGGGAUGCUUUGGGUGGAAGCAUCUCAGAUGUUUUAGGUAUGGACAACGCUGAUACGCUUCCGAUGGAGCAGGAUGAAGCCACGGCAGCCAUUUUGCGGGCGCCGACUCGCAUCUUGGGUGAGGACAGUCCCAGCCCAGCGCAAGAAGUUCUUCCUGGCAAGAAACUGCCAGAGCCACCCAGUGCUUCUGGGCAUGAUUCGACUAGCUUGGAGCCUGCAAAAGAGGUUGAGAAGGAGCCUGUGCACCCCAAGCCCGAUCCUCCUCGUUCUUGUCACUCACAACUGGAUCAACCAGCUGACCAAGAUGACAAUGAUUUGGAGAGAAUCACGAUGCUUCCAGUCAAUGCAGAGGCGGUUUCCAAGUUCUUUGGACUCUCAAAGAAAACAAUUAAGCAAGAUUCUGCUACAAUUGUGGCUUCAUCUUCGCAACAAGUUGUUGAGGUGGCCAGGGCAAGUGAGCCUCCUUUGGUUGCUGUGGGUCAGGGCAUGGCUGAAAUGCCCAAGGUUGCUGCAGCAAGCCCUCCUUCUGAUGUGGUCGAAGAGGGUCCGGCGAAGACCGGCGAUGCAGCGAUCGGUGCAAGUUCUACUUUGGAAGGAAAGUCUGGUGGCAGUGCGGCUACCAAAGGUUCCACUGAGCCUCAGGGAACGUCAAGGCCGCUUCUGGACCCUCCUUCUGCCUCAAUGCCUAUUGUGAUGAGGGAAGCCCAACAAGCCUUCAAGGCUGCAAAAAAAAACAAACGUCCAAAGGAUCCUGAAGCAAAAGAACAUGAACCUGCUGAGGGGGAUGGUCUUCCACCAAAGGCCGAAGCUGGUGGAGGUCGGAAAGCCCAGCAGUGCAAGAUGAAGCGCCCAGCUGCUUGCCCGGCCAAGAGGAUGAAGACUGAACCUGCAGCGCGUAACUUGGAGAGUGAGUUCGAUUCUGCAGCAAGUGACGCUGCAACGAAAGGCACUGCUGAAGAAGGUGAUGUUCCAAAGCCAAAGACGAGGCAGUCCAGGAAGAAGAAAGCUGAUGAGGAGACUUCAGCUGAGGUGGCCCAGAACAUUGAUGGCAAGUCCAGCCGCAAAGCAGAGUCGGAAGAGGGCCAGCUCAGUGGAAAGGAGAGCAAGAAGCCCAGGAAGUCAAGAGCAUCAUCCCGACCUGAAGAGGAGGAAGGCUUGCGAGUUUUGCCUCUUGGCCUGAAGAAGGACUCUGGUGGGGAACGAUGUACCUUUGCUGGGCGGCCGGCUCCAAAGUCAGCAGAUGCCAACAACCGGUUCACCGUGAUGCUGACGACCUUUACCUCCAAGAUUGCGCCGUUCAUCACCACCAAAAGUGCAGUUGAGACCUUGCAGUUGAUCUGGUGGAACUACGCAUUCAAGAAGCUGUUGAACUCGGAGAGCUCAACCGUUGCGGACUACCAAAGGAUCGCAGCCGAGGAGGCAAUUGCUUUCAUGCGCAGUGACCUCAUCAAAGACUACCUGAUUACUGAAGAGAGCUGA